Messenger RNA from Oppiella nova, 412 nucleotides. NCBI's taxonomy places the organism in Eukaryota, Metazoa, Arthropoda, Arachnida, Sarcoptiformes, Oppiidae. The record is from the annotation of a GenBank genome assembly.
GCCUACACUAGAGGUCAGCACUGAAUGCAGUGAUUAUUGUUUGCAAACGAUUGCAGCGAUUGUGUUGUGAAUGCAUUUCAGCGCCAAACCAAUGAAACCAAUCGACAAACCCAUGGAUGACAAUAACGACCGCAACGGUGGCGACGAGUCCAAAGAUGACACCAAAGUCGUCGACUCCACCACCGAUGGGGACAAUGAGGACGUGAUAACGAUGUUGGAUGUGCUCCAAGAGGAACAGGACUUAGAGGACGACGCGUUCGCAGUGCUCGCCGGCAGUGACGACAAGAACUGCACGUAUCUUAAGGGAUACGUGAGUCGACAGGCGCUGUACGCGUGCCAGACGUGCCCAUUGGUGGCCACGAGUGCCGCCGAAGCCGAGAAUGGGUGUCCCCCGCGCGCCGCCAUAUGCCUC